This is a messenger RNA of Protobothrops mucrosquamatus (brown spotted pit viper), 960 nucleotides long. RefSeq names its product sodium/bile acid cotransporter 4-like. The transcript is spliced from 5 exons. Gene Ontology annotation, molecular function: bile acid:sodium symporter activity. Gene Ontology annotation, cellular component: membrane. The record is from RefSeq and is a predicted model, not a curated record. Gene Ontology annotation, biological process: bile acid and bile salt transport. The annotation marks the transcript as partial. Lineage: Eukaryota; Metazoa; Chordata; Lepidosauria; Squamata; Viperidae.
GGCAGCUCUUCGCCGGGGCCUUUAGCAGCUCCCAGUUCUGCAAGUCCAGCCAGCAGCAUCAACAGCGCGACCCUUACCAGACCUGCGGGAACCACAGGGUUGAGGAGUGGCUUGCCAAGACCGAGCACCCCCGGCACGGGGGGCAUCCCAGUGCCUCGCAGCAAACUCACACAGCCCAUGCGCAGCCCCUGCUGGCUUUCCUGCUGGCGCUGCUCUUCGCCCUCGACGAGGUGGCCGCCGUGGCCGUCCUGCUCUGCGGCUGCUGCCCCGGCGGGAACCUCUCCAACCUCAUGACCCUCCUGGUCGACGGAGACAUGAACCUCAGCAUCAUCAUGACUGCCUCCUCCAUCGUGCUUGCUUUGUUCCUGAUGCCUCUUUGUCUGUGGAUCUAUAGCCGCGCUUGGAUCAACACCCCAUUCGUGCGCCUGUUGCCUCUGGGGGCUGUCACCCUGACCUUGUGCAGCACUCUGCUCCCUAUCGGCCUUGGGGUUUUCAUCCGCUACAAAUACACACGGCUGGCAGACAUCCUCGUGAAGGAAUGUCACGCUAAUUACGGAGCAUUAAUCAGGGACAAAAAUUUGAAUUGUGCCAGAGGAGAUAGUGAAGAGGACACAGACGUUUCUUACAAGAAACUGAAAGAAGAAGCGAUCCCAGAAAUUUCCUACGGCACAGUAAUGGCUGAGGAUCGUCGUGGUCCAGUGGUUAUGGAACCGACACAGAUGGUCCUCUGAGAGAAGAUCUUAAAAAACCCUUGUUUGAAAUAAACUGGUCAGCCAAGUAGGAGAAACAACAGGGAACCCCCUAAGCAUUUGUUGUUAUGCUGGCUUCUUUCAUUGUACUCGGAAAUAGUUGUUUUCACAAGCUGCACAACCAUAUAAAUCUCUUCAACCCAUUCUCAAAAAAACGAUGCCAUCCCCACAUCAGCACACCAGAAAAGACAAAGGAACAGAAUACAAUGAG